AUGCCAACAGACAAGUGGAUUUGCACUCCAAUCUCUGCGGUGGAACAAAUCCUGGAGACAGCGGCGGACUUCGGUAUCGAGGUCCUGCUUGAUGUUCAUGCUUUCCCCGGCGGCUCCAGUGCGGGGACUUUCAAUGGCGUCUGGCCCCUGAACCCCAGGUUUUGGAGUGCUCAUGCCAAGGACAAUUUCAAGACGAUUGUGGGUCGGCUGUUGGACUGGAUGGACUCUCUCAGCCUCACGAAUCGGAAGGCCUUUGCUGGACUCUACGGUCUUUCUCCGAUGAACGAGCCCGCCCAUCUUCGAGGCCUCUACGAUCCCAAUGGCGCCGCCUGCCCGGUUCCCUACAAGGAGGCAUCCAACAAGCCGGACAUGCACAACUGGGCUGCAAAUGUAUCGACUGCAGAGAUCUUGGCAACCCUUGCCAUUAGCGCCUUGGCCAACGAGCUAAAACCGACAAGCUACAUUAAAGUGUUGACGUUCUUCAAUGGCUACUUGCGUCCCAAUCGCACCGAGCACGCAUGCAGCUCAACGAAAGCUACACUCCCCCAAGAGUUGACCAUCAAGUCUGCAGGUGUCGAGGAGUUCCGAAGACGUCCGGCUUUGCACAUGGGUAAGAAGAUGCUGGUGAUGAACGUCAUCGAAACAGCCUUCGCUGGAACCUUCGACAAAGAGGAUGUGCAUGCCUUUGCUGCCAGCCAGAAAGGGGAGAUCGGUUGCGUGACCGGGUCCAUCGGGGCGUGGUGGCGUGGCAUCACCACCUUGGAAGAGCGCAAGUCUUGGGCAGUACUGGACUUGCACAACUACAUCGCCUGGGACCCCAAGGCUAAAGACUUUGAGGAGAUUGAGACGCCGGAGCAGCAGCGAGGUUUGCUGGAGCAGAUGAGUUUGCCUUUCUUCCGGCAGCUGCGAGAACGAGCGCAGCUGCCCGAGCCGCAGCUCCUGGCAUGCUCGGAAUAUAGCGCCAGCACCAAUCAGGACACGCUGUUAUCCACCACCAGUGGUGUGGGGAAGAGGCCUCCUCGACUGCCAGCCGCUUUCACCUUCAUGCACCUCCGAGAUGCCUUUCUGCGUUUUCAGAACCGGGCCGCUCGGGAGGAGCGUAUCCAAAUGUGGUUCUGGACAUACCACAUUCGUAAGAACAUCAACUACCAGGGUGAAUGGUCUUUGCUACAUGCUUUGUCCCCACUGCAGCGCUUGCUGGCUCGCUUGGCGACGGGCACCCCCAUAGCCACCGGAGAGUUGGCCAUGGCUUGCAUGAGGUGCAGGGGCUUGUCAUGCUGUACUGUAGCUGAGUUGGUCGUCCCACCUCGCACCCCUCAACCACCCGAAGCGUAG
Molecule: messenger RNA, 1335 nt
Organism: Symbiodinium sp. CCMP2592
Lineage: Eukaryota; Dinophyceae; Suessiales; Symbiodiniaceae
Source: the annotation of a GenBank genome assembly